Molecule: messenger RNA, 2917 nt
Organism: Gossypium raimondii (Peruvian cotton)
Lineage: Eukaryota; Viridiplantae; Streptophyta; Magnoliopsida; Malvales; Malvaceae
Product: pentatricopeptide repeat-containing protein At4g33990
Exons: 2
Coding region: 129-2579 (816 amino acids)
Biological process (GO): RNA modification
Molecular function (GO): zinc ion binding; protein binding; RNA binding
Source: RefSeq, a predicted model, not a curated record
UAAUGACUCUAAUCCCUAAUUUCUAAAACCCUAAUUGGCCUACCCCUUCUCUCUGCAACUCAGCAUAUCGUCAUUCGAAUUUGUACACUCAUUUUUGCAACAUCGUCUUUACCAUAACAUUUAUAUGUAUGUUCAGAUUGGUGUCCACCUACAGAAGUAGGCAUAUUUCCGAAAGUUUGCCGUUGUUUCAAGCUCGUCGCACCUUGUUUUCAACAUCCGUGAAUGCUCUUCAACGCACAUCAGAUGAAGACGGUGACAAGAGGAUUGAUUUCGACCAUCUAUUCAAAUCCUGCAACCGGUUGCACCUUGCCAAGCUCCUCCAUGCCCUUGUUGUUGUUGCGGGGAAAGCUCGAAGCAUCUUUUUUUCUGCCAAGCUUGUUAAUGUUUAUGCCUACCUUGGCGAUGUCUCGUUCUCGCGCCGCACAUUUGAUCAAAUACCCAACAAAGAUGUUUAUACCUGGAAUUCAAUGGUUUCUGCUUAUGUACGCACGGGUCAUUUUCGGGAAGCUGUAGAUUGUUUCUAUCAGUUUUUCUUGACCUCUGGUCUUCGACCUGAUUUCUACACUUUUGCUCCCGUGCUAAAAGCUUGUAAAAAUCCACUCGAUGGGAUGAGGAUACAUUGCUUGGUACUAAAACUGGGCUUUGAAUGGGAUGUCUUUGUCACCGCUUCCUUGGUUCACAUGUAUACCCGAUUCAGAGCUUUAGGCAAUGCUCGUAAAUUAUUUGAUGAUAUGCCAGUACGAGAUAUGGGUUCUUGGAAUGCAAUGAUUUCUGGAUACUGUCAAAACAGCAAUGCUGCGGAGGCAUUAGAUGUUUUGAAUGAGAUGAGAUCAGAAGGGGUACUGAUGGAUCCGGUUACUAUAGUUAGCAUUCUUCCUAUUUGUGCACAGUUAGACGAUAUUUUGAAUGGAAUGUCGAUUCAUGUAUAUUCUAUAAAACGUGGGUUGGAGUAUGAUUUGUUCGUAUCUAAUGCUUUGAUUAACAUGUACGCGAAAUUUGGUGAGUUGGCAAAUGCGCAGAAGGUUCUCGAUAACAUGGUAGUAAGGGAUGUGGUCUCUUGGAACUCGAUAAUUGCUGCUUACGAGCAGAAUGAUGAUCCGAACAGGGCGCUAGCUUUAUUCUACGACAUGCAACUAACUGGAAUUAGUCCUGAUUACCUGACGCUGGUGAGUGUAACAUCUAUCGUUGCUCAAUUAGGUGAUUCUUGGAAUGGUAAGUCCGUCCAUGGAUUUGUCAUGAGGAGAGGUUGGAUUCUGAAAGAUGUCAUUUCCGGAAAUUCAGUGGUGGACAUGUACAGUAAACUUGGUGAUAUGAGUUCUGCACGUGCAGUUUUUGAAUCCCUUCCGGUUAAAGACGUGGUAUCUUGGAACACUUUAAUCACCGGUUACACUCAAAAUGGUUUGGCAAGCGAGGCAAUCGAAGUAUUCGACAUGAUGCAAAAGGAAAUAGUACCAAAUCAAGCGACUUGGGUCAGCAUUUUACCCGCUUAUUCCAAUAUAGGCGCCUUGCGACAAGGGAUGCGGGUUCACGGACUGUUGGUUAAGUCAUCGCUCUAUUUGGAUAUCUUUGUCGGAACCUGCCUAAUCGACAUGUAUGGGAAAUGUGGGAAAUUAGAUGAUGCUAUGUCCUUGUUCUAUGAAGUACCGAAAAUGACAUCUGUCCCCUGGAAUGCCAUAAUAUCUUGUCACGGAAUUCAUGGGCAUGCUGAGAAAGCUCUAAAACUAUUUAGAGAAAUGCGAGAAGAGAGAGUGAAGCCGGACCAUGUAACUUUUGUAUCACUGCUCUCAGCUUGUAGCCAUUCGGGUUUAGUUGAAGAGGGUCAGUGGUGCUUUAAUGUGAUGCGGGAAGAAUACGGAAUUGAGCCUAUUUUGAAGCAUUAUGGUUGCAUGGUAGAUAUGUUCGGUCGAGCUGGGCAUCUAGAGAAGGCAUAUAAUUUUAUAAAAGACAUGCCAGUAAAACCCGAUGCAUCUGUUUGGGGUGCCCUUCUUGGUGCUUGUAGAAUACAUGGAAACAUUGAUUUGGGCGCUUUUGCAUCCGAACGUUUGUUUGAAGUGGAUUCUGAGAAUGUCGGGUACUAUGUUCUGAUGUCUAACAUUUAUGCGAAUAUUGGGAAAUGGGAAGGAGUAGAUAAAGUAAGAACACUAGCCAGAGAUAUGGGAUUGAGGAAAACUCCUGGAUGGAGCUCGAUUGAGGCGAAUAACAAGGUCGAUGUCUUUUAUACCGGAAAUCAAAGCCAUCCGAAAUGCGAGGAGAUAUACAAGGAGUUGAGGAAUUUGAAUGCUAAAAUGAAAAGUCUAGGCCAUGUUCCAGACUACAGUUUCGUUUUGCAGGAUGUCGAAGAAGACGAGAAGGAGCAUAUCCUUAUGAGUCAUAGCGAGAGAUUGGCGAUUGCAUUCGGGAUUAUUAGCACCCCUCCUAAAACUCCUAUUAGAAUAUUCAAGAACCUGAGAGUUUGCGGUGAUUGUCACAAUGCAACCAAGUACAUAUCCAAAAUCACCGAGAGAGAGAUCAUCGUACGGGAUUCCAACCGUUUUCAUCAUUUCAAAGACGGGGUUUGCUCUUGCCGUGACUAUUGGUAAACAUGAAUUCAAGAAACAACAAGAACGGAGUACACUCUAUAAAGCUUAAGCAGUUGAGCCGGAACUUGGAUUGAUUAUCAUUAAACCAUACUUCCGGCACGAGUUGCACUGUAUCAGACAACAGGAUGUACUCAUUCAAAUCUGCUUUACCGAGAGAGACCAUCAAGCCUGAUUCGAACCAUUUUUCGUCAUCAUGAAAAUGGGGUUGGCUCUUUAUAUGCUCUGGCAGUUGAACUGGAGCUUGGAUUGAUUACCGGUGAACCAUACUUUCAGCAUGAUGUACCCAUUCAAAUCUGCAAACUGAUAUGACUUAAUAGAAAAGCUCAUCAUUUUUGCCA